Cucurbita moschata (crookneck pumpkin) is the source of this 1054-nucleotide messenger RNA. RefSeq names its product RNA polymerase II transcriptional coactivator KELP-like. Gene Ontology annotation, molecular function: transcription coactivator activity; DNA binding. The coding region runs from base 134 to 610 and encodes 158 amino acids. Lineage: Eukaryota; Viridiplantae; Streptophyta; Magnoliopsida; Cucurbitales; Cucurbitaceae. The record is from RefSeq and is a predicted model, not a curated record. Gene Ontology annotation, biological process: positive regulation of transcription initiation by RNA polymerase II. The transcript has 3 exons.
GAACCGGAAUGUCAAUUAGAAAGAUUUAGCUGAGAACAGCAACUUUCCCUAAAAUUUCUUCGGCUUUCGACUUUUCUGCUCAAUUCAGUCUCUCUACCAGAAAUCUACGGAGAAGUGAUCGAAGAAUUCGGAUAUGGAUUCCGAAAUCCAACGUAGAAUCGAGGAAGCCGUCCGCAGAAUUCUCGAAUCCUCCGACAUGGACGAAAUGACCGAGUCCAAAAUUCGAGCCCUCGCCUCUAAGGACCUCGACCUCGACCUCUCCAAAUCCCCUUACAAGGCUCUGGUUCGCAAGGUUGUGGAAUCCUUCCUCCAAGAACGGUCUGAAGAUCAGCCGCAAGAGGAGGCCGAGGAUGCCUCUGCUGCUAAGGAAAAGGAGUACGACGACGAUGGCGAUCUCAUUGUUUGUUGGUUAUCCAGCAAGAGGAAGGUGACGAUUCAGGAUUUUAGAGGGAAGACUCUGGUUUCGAUCAGGGAGUUUUAUAGAAAGGAUGGGAAAGAUCUCCCUACAGCAAAAGGAAUAAGCUUGACUGAGGAACAGUGGUCCGUCUUUAAGAACAAUGUACCUGCCAUAGAAAAAGCUAUUAAGAACAUGCAAUCACAAAUAAUGUGAAGUAAGUUAUCGCCUGAUAGUUGAUGGUUUGAAGCCUUGAUGCUGAGUAUCUAUGGAAGCCAGAUUUAUCACCGUGAAAAGAGGAAGGAAUUGUACUUUUGGGAAUUGCUGCAGUUUGUUGGUUGCACAAUAUUUUGGUAUUUUGGUACUUCUGUUUUGAGCCUAGACCGCCAACACUUAUUAAAACUUCCAAGGUACCUUUGUACAUUCAUGGCAUCAAGAUGGACAACUGUGGUACACAUUCUCCAUCACCGGAACUCAUAAUGAUGAAUGAUCUCUUAUCUUUUUGUUUUAUGCUAAAAAACGCAGACACUAAUAUAAAUGUGUGCCAUCCCAGCCAUGCCAUGAAGGGUUAAAUGUCUGACAUUGUUAUCGAACUGAUUAUAAUUUAGGAGACUGAGUUAGGCUGUGACUAUCUAUCUAUAUAUAUAUAUAUGGCAGACA